This is a messenger RNA of Liolophura sinensis, 775 nucleotides long. RefSeq lists its product as uncharacterized. The record is from RefSeq and is a predicted model, not a curated record. Lineage: Eukaryota; Metazoa; Mollusca; Polyplacophora; Chitonida; Chitonidae.
AUGAUAUGGGGUAGCAAGUUAUCAAUCAAGAGGGUGCUGCUAAACAUCGAUAACGAAGCCCUGUUUGCAAUCCUGAACAGACAAACAUCUAAAUCUAGACGUGCCAUGGGGCUACUGGAGUUCACUGUUUCAUACAUAGCUCAUUUGUCAAUACGAGGUCUAACUUACUCUACAGCAAGGUCGUACUUAUCUGCGAUCUCGUACCUAUGUAAGUUAGAAGGGCAAGUGGAUUACACAUCAGACUACCUAUCACCAAAGAAAUCUUGCAGAAAGUUACUCGCGUGUUGCCGAGUGUUUGUGCUGAUACAAUGCAUUUGGGUUAUAGGCUCCUCCAUAGUCAAAAGAGUCACUGCAGCAGUCAUAAGACCUGGUGGCCCUAAUUUGGGAUUGUCAAGAAUAGGGUACACAUUGUGGUGGCAGGGAUACAGUGGGAGGAGUUUGCUGCAGGCCAGAAACAAAAUAGGGUUGUUGAAACAUAUCGGCCCCCAGCCGACUGUCAUUGUAUUACAUUGUGGUGGGAAUGACAUAGGCAAAGCAGCUAUACGAAAACUAAGAUUGGCUAUGUUAAAUAAUCUCGUCACAAAUAUUACCUAGAUUAGAAUGGCGAUAUUCGGGCAACAACGCUGCUAUGAAUCAAGCCAGGAAAAUGUUGAACUCCCUUGCCGGAUGUCUAGUCAUUAAGAAUGAGGGGUCGAUUGUCUGUCAUAGAGAUAUAGAGAACAAUCCGACUGCAUUCCUUGACUCUGAUGGAGUAUAUUUCUGAACACUUUGCAGG